Rhododendron vialii is the source of this 1076-nucleotide messenger RNA. RefSeq lists its product as uncharacterized. Gene Ontology annotation, molecular function: protein binding. The record is from RefSeq and is a predicted model, not a curated record. The transcript has 5 exons. Gene Ontology annotation, biological process: mRNA splicing, via spliceosome. NCBI's taxonomy places the organism in Eukaryota, Viridiplantae, Streptophyta, Magnoliopsida, Ericales, Ericaceae. Gene Ontology annotation, cellular component: U12-type spliceosomal complex. The coding region runs from base 209 to 1036 and encodes 275 amino acids.
CCCCACCAAAAAAAGACAGUACAGGGGAAGAGAGAGAAAAUCAUAUUCUUUCGAUUCUCUCUCUCUCCUCCCCCUUUCUCUCUCUCUCCAGAAUUCCCAAAACCCCAUACAAUCCAUCCUGGUCGAUUCUCCCUAGAGAUCUCCAUGAAAAACCUUGUAACAGAAGAGGAGAAGAAACAUCGCUUCUAGCGGUUGGUGCAGUUUUAUUAUGCAAGUCCUUUCGUACGAUGACGAUUUUCUCCCCAGGGUUUCGAUAGAAACACAAGAUAAGAAUCAGCAUGGUCGCGGUCGUCACCAUCGUCGGGCUUCCUCAUGCUGCGGCGUCCCCAUCUCUCCCAACCUGCCGCGCAUCGAAGGUUUCACCAGGAACAGUUUCUCCUACGACAAGCUCCCCCAGCGCCCCUUCCAUCUAACCGUUCACAAGCUUGAUGGCUCCUCCUUUGAUGUUGAGGUGGCGAGGUUGGCAACAGUCGCGGAAUUAAAGCAGGCGGUGGAAGGUGUCUUCGCUUAUAUGCCGAGGGAAGGAGAUGGCAAGAUUUCAUGGUCACAUGUAUGGUUGCAUUUUUGUUUAUGCUAUGACGGUUGGAAGCUUCUUACUGAUAGUGAACCAAUCAGUAAUUAUGGUAUCAGCGACGGAGAUCAGGUUCAGUUUGUUCGCCAUGUCUCAAUCAACUACAAUAUGGUACAGAGGCGAUCAAAAGAUAGAUUGUCUUCUUUGGAACAACCCUACAUAUCGGAUGGCUUUGUGGAGAGGGAACAUGAUGGUGAGAAGGAUGACGUCUCUAAUGAUCAAGAUAUCUCAAACCACCAGCAUUACGUUGAUGGGCAAGAGACUAUCACGGGAUGCUAUGAAUUGAAGUUUGCUAGGGUUUUUGGUGGUUGGUUCUCAUACCGCAAACUCGGGAGUAGUCCUGGGAGCAGAAAUUCUUUUUCAUCAAGAUUGACAAAUGGUUUCUUGGGGAGUAUCAGAAGUAUCGUACGGCUUUGUAGUAGUAAUAAACUAAAUCCUCAAAAAGAUCCUUUGGAAGAGGUCUAGUGAUAAGAGGAAGAAGAUUUUCACACUCCCUUUUUUAACU